This is a messenger RNA of Toxorhynchites rutilus septentrionalis, 8136 nucleotides long. RefSeq lists its product as uncharacterized. The transcript is spliced from 10 exons. NCBI's taxonomy places the organism in Eukaryota, Metazoa, Arthropoda, Insecta, Diptera, Culicidae. The coding region runs from base 1797 to 7580 and encodes 1927 amino acids. Gene Ontology annotation, molecular function: guanyl-nucleotide exchange factor activity. The record is from RefSeq and is a predicted model, not a curated record. Gene Ontology annotation, biological process: positive regulation of Rho protein signal transduction.
CGUCGCUACGGUCAGCUCUUGUUGGCGCGAGAAGGAACGUGCGUUCUUUUUGUAUUCUUCCUGUUUCCCAGUUUUUCCUGGAGUUUCACCACAGUGGUGAGAGAAAGAGAGAGCAAAGCUGUGCGCGCGGAGUGAGCAAGUCGCGAUCGAUUGCCCGCGGGUUCCAGUACAAAGGGUUCGUCGCUUCCUUCGGUGUGUCUUCUGGAGACUUGUGGUCGAAGUUCCCGUUGGUUUCUUGCUGUUUUUUUUUGUUCACUCGUUCCGCGGUUGACCGUGCGCGAACCGCGUACUAGUUAGUGUGUGUGUGUGUUUGUGUGUGGAGUCUAACUUUUACUCGCGCGGCGACGAUUUUUUUACCCUCUUCUUCACUCCUCGGUUGCUAAAGAUAUGUUACGCCUGAGUGAAUUUUACCUUGGAGUUUCGCAAUUAGCAUAGAUUUUCGAACGACAAGCAAGCAAACGUUUUAUGUUCAGUGCGGAGUGUGGUUAAACUACGGCGAUGUGAAUGUUUUUGUAACUUGCUGGGCUUUAUUUUUUUGUUUGUUUUCGACGAGUGAGAAUUCGAAAGGGAAGAGACCUUUUGGAGGAAGGUGAAAAUCAUUACGAUUCAGGUGGCGUUCGCGGGUCUACGAGUUCUACUUUCAACGGUGUAGUUUCAAUUUGGGGUCGAGUGGACCGAUUCAAUUCAAAUCAAACCCCAUAUUGUGGCCGCAAUAAAUACCGAAAUACGCACGUUCCGUGCGCCCUGGAAGAAGUUGAAUAGCGUGUGGGGACGGUUCUGGUUUCUGGAAUUUUACAACUGCUUUCCACACGCGAUCUCGGGUGAAAGGAAAACAAAACUCCCUUGGUGUGCAUAAGUGGAGUUAAAGCUGGUGCAAGUUGGUGGAACGGCAGAUGCAAGUGGUUGAAAGAUAUAUAGCUGAGCCGUGAGUGCCAGGAUUGGUCACGCUCUACACUAUCCGAAACGCGCCACGACUGGAACCAAUUCACAGCACACAAGUGUCGGGGGGCCUCAAAAAUCUAUAACGGAACGGAACGGACCGGAUCUGGUCUGUUGACAUAACCUAUUUCCUUCGGCAGCUGCAAGUGUUGCAAGUGAAAUAAAGGCCGACAAUAUUGAGGCGUGCUGAGCGGAGUGAAAAAAAAAUGCAAACGACGAAAUAACAAAGCGCAGUGAAAUUGAGCCCGAAUCAGUGACGAUUCUUUCCACAACUCGAAAAGUGGAGCGGAAAAUUCUUCCCUGCUCGAAGCAAAACGAAACGAGUGUUCUUCAAACCACAAUCAGAGAUAACACGAAAAUUGCAGCGUGACGUGAGAUUGGGUAACGGUCGCCAUAAGUUUGGAAAGUUCUCAAAGUUGAAGUGUGCUUAUGUAAAGAGAAGCGGAGAAAAGAGUGAUAACAUAAAACAAGAAAGUGAAAAAGUGUGCAUUUUUUUUUGCGCUAGUGAGAAAUUUAGUGAAUCCAAAAGUGUGGAAGCUUUGGGGCGGCAAAAAAAAACCCGUCCAUCCAGACCAUCCGUCAUCAUCGUCGUUAUCAUCAGCGGCGGCGAACGCUAGUUUGGAUUAAAGUUACGGCAAGUUGAAAUCGACGCUGCUACGGGGGCUACGGGAAGUGAACGGGCAACAGUAAAGGUAACCUUUCGUCAUCCAUCGAGCUCAAAUUAGGGAUCAAAGAGUAAUACGAGCGCGGACUGCAGCGGUUGUAGCUUACUUUCAGUUUAUGAACCCCGAACGAACAAGCUGCAUUAUUUACGCCACUGAUUCGCCAUUAAUGGGAUAAAAGAAUGAAUCCAUCAGAUGGCGAAAGUUAGCCAUCUUCCAAUGAGACGCUAUCCGACGGAACAGUCAACCACUGCGACGACGAAUGUAGACGCCAUCAAUUUCUACCCACCAGCGAAUGCUAGUCAGCGGCCAUCCACGGACAAAUCCAAGCGAACAUGGGGUCAGCGACUCAAACUGAGCAAAUCGCCCAGCUCCGUUUCCAACGCAAGCACUAACUCGAGCACAAUCUCCACUGCCAAAUCCUCCUCUUCGUCUUCCUCGUCAACAUCCACGAUAAAAGUGCUAGAUUACUCCAAGCUUCAGCAUAGGCAGCAGCAGCAGCAACAACAACAGCACCCGCAGUUUGGAUACUGCCCUCCACCCAAUGUCCCCCUGGCGAUAACCACCCACCCAAUGAAGUAUGCCGAAUCGCCUUGGGUGUACGGCACGAUGCGUGGAAUGCCACCACCGAUGCCACCGAUGCACCCUUCCCAUCACCCGGGGAUGGUUCACCCGAUGGCCGCCAUGUUUUGCACCAUUCCAGGAUCGGCGGCUCCAACCGCCGAGGUGGCGGUGGUCAUCUGCUGCUGUCCCGAGUAUCUCAACGGUACGAAAAGGGACGUGAAGAAGGCGAGUGUCUGCAAGAAAUGCAAAGGUUCACGGCUUCCGCUGGCCCCUUUUGGUGGCACGAUGAGAAUCGCCUCGGGGGCAACAUUUAUGGCCCCGCUCCCAACCGGAAGCGCUGGGACAGUUAAACUGGCAUCCACUUAUGGCAAGAAGACGCGACCUUCAAUUCUGGGUAGCAAUGGCGAUCCGUAUGAUUUUAUGAGACGAUCCCGCCUAGGUCAGUCCGAACAAACAAAAUCUGUGAAAAGCACAAUCAAAGAUAAGCUUAGAGGACGAGCGAAAAGUACAAGUCCCUCCAAAGGACGUAGUAGAACAGAUAAAAGGACACCUUCACCCUCGGGAGGCAAAGGUAGCAAUAGCCGAAGUUUGAGCGCAAGUCGCAAUGGUACCAACAACAACAAAGAACUAAAAGAUUGUUGGGUAGAACCAGAAGAGGUACCGAUUGUUGAACCGGAAACAACGGUCACCCGUAAAUCGAUUCUGCGGUGUGAUAUUAAUCCGUACGAUUUAAUCUCACUCAGCAGCGGGCUAAACAAUGAGUUUUCCCCAACCAGCGAAACGGACGAUUAUGACCUAUCGAUUCACUCCCAAAAGUACGAAAAUCUUCUAGACACGCUCUACGCAAACCGGUACAAUCCGGCCAUCAACAACAUAGCCGCAAUAUCGGGCCAAAGAAUCAAACUUUUCGACGGAGAGUCGGCCCCACCCGUAUACGACGAUGUGGACGAAUUCGUUCACGAUCCGGUUGAGGUACAAAACGAUCCCGGUACGGAAAGCCGCGUGGAAGUUAUCCCUGAACGUCCACCUCGCACCAAACAGAAACAAGACCCUCCAAAAGAAGACGAUAGUAAAUCCCCGCCCACCCAGAUCUCGCCCGAAGUGACUCAAAGUGCAAUAAAAUCAAUCCUGAAGAGACCAAGUUCGGUCACAAGUGCACCGAGUAGUGGAAUUCCGGACAAUCCCGGCUAUGACACGAUUCGUCUCAACCAAACGCUGGUUAAGCGUCUGGCCAAGCUAACCUCGGACGAGGGAGCCUUCUCCAAAAACAGUACAGUCAGCGCAAGACACAUGCGAACCUCCCCCGCCAAAGACAAAGACCUCAGGCGUAAUUCCGGUUCACAGUUCUACCUUCCAAACCCGCUAAAUAGCUCCGGAGGGAACACAGCUUCCCUUGGGUCACGCAAAAAGGUUCAUUUUUUAGUGGAGAAUGAGGUCAUCGACGAUGACAAAUUGUUCGCCCAGCUGCUGCUGUCGGAGAGUGGCGGCGCCAACCAUAUGCGGCCAACCAUUUGUCCGACGGUGACUCUAGUGGAGGUGACACCCGAAGAGGGGUCCCCGCAGAAUGGGAAUACAGCGGAGGAGCUCGAUGCAGACGAUCAACGGCAGAGCAACGAUCAGAGUGGCAUACGGAAAGGUGUGGAGUCGAUCACCCUCAUUGAGUAUAACGGGACAUCACAGAUCAGUGGGAAGAAUGGAACUACUGAAGACGAGGGCAGUCAGGCGUCUGCUGCUGGGGAUCUGUCCUCUGCCGACGGUGCCAGUGAAGCUAAUCAUGAAAACAGUAAUGGAGAUCUCUCUCCGUGGAGUAUCCGCCGCCGGGCUGGACCAAUCCGGCGCAGCUUCAGCGAACGAUCAUCUCCUCCGCGCCAUUUGAACGGCUCCAGCGAUCCGAAGGCGCGACAUCAGCAUCAGGUUCACUUCAUGGACACGAUGGCUCUGCGGGGAAAACAGCCGCGUGCCGACUCCAGGAACACCUUCGACGAGGAUUCGUACUCUUUAUCUUCGGGAAGCUCGAAUGGUACUUUGUUGAACUCCAGGAUGAGACCCCGAGUACCGCCACCACCUCCACCGCCUCCACCGCAGCAAUCAACCACAUCGGUGGGGUUUUCCCCGUCCGGUCCGGCUUCCACGACCAACAGCAACGAUUCGGAAAUCGUUUCUCAAGAUAAUGGAAAUUCGUCUUCAGCGACGAAGGUUGAUGACCCGGAGGAUAGUAAUAUUUAUGAGGAUUUUUGUUUCGAUUUGAGUUCUGGCUCUGAGUCUAGUAGUGGCCGUAGUUCAACCAAUUCUCGCACCGUAGUUCAAGUAUCGACCCCCGUUCUGAGCACAUUCGGCAAAGAUGCUGCUGUCCAUCGGUUGGAGAUUCGGCACGAGAUAAACGACAACAGCUACGAAUCAUUGGGUCAGAAGAAAACCUCAAUCAUGAUCACCGGAGACGACUGUUACUCGACGGUCAACGUUGACGACGAUAACGAGUCACCUCUCUAUCAAUCCUCAGUGGUAGUCAACGAUAUAAUCGUUUCGCCAGGGAUUUGUCAAUCGUCCUCCAAUACGGUCACAAUCAGUGUCAACUCGCCGACAUCGACUCUCGAGUACCCCCGUUUUAAGCGUACAUCAAACUUUGCCGUCCAAGACGAGCUGAUCUCCAAGAACAACCUGAAGAACAGCCUCAUGAACAACUCAAGCACUACGUCCAUUAUUCCAAUAGGUGGAGCCACUACGGGGGCGGUCACAAAUUCCCCAAACGAGUCUGAACCUUCAACGCCAACGAAGCAUAGCGGGAGAACUCUCAUCAGCCUCGAUUUCGGUCCGGAUAAUGACACCGCGGCAGCACCGGAGAGUUCGGUUGACGAGGAAGAAGAGGACGACGACGAAGAAGAAACGCCCUAUAAUCCAAACACUGAAAAACAAUCCAGCGAUACGAUUUCGAUAGUUCCUAGUGCAGCACACCCCAAAGAUAGUAGCAAUAGUAUUGAAAUUCUCCUGCGAAAUCCGGUGGAGGCGGUCCGGCGGAACCUGGUGCCCCAUUUCUGCGGUAAGCUACCGUCCAGCGAGCGAAGGAGCGUUUCGCCUGCCGCUGUUGCUGCUAGCGAUGGGACGAUUGUAGUGCGCCGACCGAAACCGUCCGAUGCCGAGGUCAUGCAGGCUAAAGCCCAGCGGAACAGCUUCAUCGUGAAGCUGCUGGAGGAUCCGAUGCUAGGGCACCUGGCCGAAGGAUUGGACUACGAUUUGGUGACGAAGCUGAUCGAAAACUCGCUGCUACGGUUGAAGGAAAGUCGCACCCAGCUGGACAUGAGUGGAACCAAAGAUGAGGGCAAUGUGUCCAAGAUGAUCGAGGAAUCGUUGAUGAAGAUUCAGGAGGAAAGACAGAAGCUAGAGGUGAAGAAGCAGGAGAAGGAUAGCAAACGGAGUAGCGUCAGCUCGGGGAACAGUUAUGGUUCGGCGGCUUAUGAACUGAUGGAGUUCGAUCCGACGGGCGACUUAAGCGAUUGCUACCAAAGUUGCUCGAGUGAUCUGACCACAGAUGAAGAGGCAACCUCGUCGCGCAGUAAGUUCUAUCAGAUGCUGGUGGACGCGACACUUUCUGAGAUUGAGAUCAGUACUGGUAACGAAGAUGAUCAUCACUACGAGUCGAUACGGUUGAAUAGUGAUCCUAUCUAUGAGGAAAUCAACGAUGUUCCUCCACCUCUUCCACUCACGGCACCACCCGUUGUGGACGAUCUCGACCGGGAAAAACGAAACGCUCGAUCGAUCUUUGAAGGAGCCUCCAAGUACGACAUCCUAUCAUACUUGGUCGACGCAAAAGAACGCGGGAUCGCCCAGGAGGAAGCGUACAACUUCCAGUUCGGCAAUGCCAGCGAUAUCAUCCUGGAGGAAGAGGAAGAUGAGAACAUCACCGAUUUGCGGCACCAUCAGCGACAGAUCUCCGAUAUUAGCAGCCGUCUCUCGCAUAUGUCCAACAUCAGCGACUCCAGCGAAGACAACUCCCUGCUAACUGCGAGUCUCGCCCAGCGGAAGGCUUCGGAAAUCGAGCGGAACGAUUCGGGUGUUGGUUCGGAAACGAGCAAGACUUCGCGUAGCAAGUGGCAAAGUCCCCUCCUGGACAAGAUCAGUCCCAUUCACCUGUGCGAGGAUUGCGACGGUCCGGUUGAGACACAGAUCACAGAAUCCGGUGUGAUGUACGCUCCGCUCGUGUGUCGCAAGUGUGGCAAGAAGCGGGUCGAGCGGAAGGAGAUCAUCACCGAGAUCGUCGAAACCGAGGAGAAGUACGGUCGCGAUUUGCAGAUCAUUCUGGAGGAGUUCUACCAGCCGAUGCUGGUGGCCGGUCUGCUGAACCAAGAUCAGCUCUCCGCAAUCUUUUUGAACGUAGAAGAAUUGCUUGAGAACAAUCAGUUUCUGGCGGAGCGGAUGCGAGAUGCGCUGGAUAUCGCGACCGAGCAGGGUGACGAGGAUCUGCUGACGGUGAACGUGGGGAGGAUCUUCCUGGAGGCGGCUCCCAUGCUGCAUGCCUUUGAGAGUUACUGCGUUCGGCAGGGGUCGGCCAGUUUGUUGCUGGCGAAUUUGGAGAAGGAGAAGGAAUUGCUGAGAAUCUUUCUGCGCGUUUCGCAGAUGGAAAAUACCGUUCUGAGGAGGAUGAAUCUGAACUCGUUUUUGAUGGUCCCAGUUCAGCGCGUAACCAAGUACCCGUUGCUGCUGGCUCGAUUGUUCAAGGUAACGCCCCCACAACUGGAGGGAAAAGAACAGUUGAAGUCGGCCCAGGAGAAAAUCGAGCUGCACCUGAACCACAUGAACCAGGAGGCGAAAGAUGUGCCGACCAAACUUUGGCGCCGUAUUGCUUCGUCAAAUCCAGGCCGUCGGUUGUCCUGUGAGCUGGACAUGAUCAACAUCAAGCUGAGAAAAAUGGCCAUCGAUGUGUUGGAGUGGAACACGGAGGAGGUGCGAUUUGCCAUCGAAGGAAGACUACUCUUUACGCAGCCCAACGACGGUAACUGGAAGAAAAGUCGAACCAUCAAACUGACCUCGAUUAAUGCCCUACUAGUGACCAACGGGAAGCCAACCCCUAGCUAUAAAUCAGACCGCGGAUCGUCGGAAUUACUGAGCUUCCCGCGACACACCGGCAUACGAGAAGCCUCGCUGCUGCUGGUGCGGGAAAAGAACGGCCGGUACACCCUGCUCAGGGAACCACUGUAUCUGGACCGCUGUAUCGUUUGCACCGAGAGCGACUGGGAGGACUACUUCGAGGUGCAGGAGAUUCUCUCGAAGGAAUCGUUCAUUUUCAAGGCGGAGGAUGGCAGCAAAACCAAGCAGUGGUACAGUCAGCUGCAGUAUCACUCCCAGGGCAUGGGAACCUGGCGCAAGCGGCGGAAUGCGCUGGCAAACAUCAUGAUUAAUGGAAUGAUGACACGAACGUAGGAACAGACCGCGCGCGCCACUCUUUGGAGCCAUUUAUGUCCGAUGACACAAAAUAAUGCGUUCACAGCGUGCGUCAGUAUAUACAUUAAGGCGAAUGAAUUACGAAUGUCGACUACGCGAACAAAAUAAUGAAGAUGGGAAUGUGUCACUAUUUCUAGCGUAGGAGGAGCAGCAGCAAUCGAACGAAUAUUUAUUCUUUUAAAUUCCCCGCAUUAAAAUUACGCUCGCGAAAAUGAAACAAAAUGAUAAAUGGUGAUAAUCGCUCGAGACGGCGAUUAGUGUAUAGUAUUUAAACACAUUUGUUUUCGGAUUAGUUCGUCUUUCGAUUAUUAUUAUUAUUAUUAUUAUUAUAUACUUGUUACUAGUAACUGUAUUUUAUGUAGCAUUUUAUUCAACUGUUUCCGCUUCUCUUCCAAUUGUUUUCUGAUCAUUUUUUUUUCGAGACACUGUAGACAUUUUACUCAAUGCAUAGAAUAAAAACAGUCCAGCCAAUUCCAAGGUUUACGAAGAUACGAAUAGAAUAAAUUGCAAAUGUAAAAUUUAUGCUAAGCUAACA